Molecule: messenger RNA, 1017 nt
Organism: Miscanthus lutarioriparius
Lineage: Eukaryota; Viridiplantae; Streptophyta; Magnoliopsida; Poales; Poaceae
Source: the annotation of a GenBank genome assembly
AUGGCGGCGGUCGAGGGGACGACGAAGAAGAAGGUAAUCAUCGACACGGACCCCGGAAUCGGUAGUCCAGUAACCGAUCCGCUGUUCGACGGAGCAGAUGACGCGAUGGCCAUCUUCGUGGCACUGCGGUCGCCGGAGCUGGAGGUGCUGGGCCUCACCACUACCUUCGGCAACGUCCACACCGCCCUCGCCACGCGCAACGCGCUCCACCUGUUGGAGGCUGUUGGAAGGACAGACAUCCCCGUGGCAGAGGGAUCCCAUGUAACAAUCAAGAAAGUUACCAAGCUGAGGAUCGCAAGCUUCGUCCACGGUUCAGACGGCCUGGGAAACCAGGACUUCCCUCCACCGGCUACCAAGCCUGUAGAUCAGUCGGCUGCUGCCUUCCUGGUUGAGCAGGCAAAUCUGUACCCUGGACAAGUUACCGUCGUCGCCCUCGGUCCACUUACCAACCUUGCUCUGGCAGUUGAGCUUGACCCUUCGUUCCCGAAGAAGAUAGGGCAGAUUAUUAUUCUUGGCGGUGCAUAUUCAGUUAACGGAAAUGUGAACCCUGCAGCUGAGGCAAAUAUCUUUGGGGAUCCUGACGCGGCAGAUAUUGUGUUCACCUGCGGUGCUGAUAUUUUGGCUGUGGGACUAAAUGUAACCCACCAAGUAGUUCUAACCGAUGCUGACCGGGAGAAGCUUGAACAGUGUGAUAGCAAAUAUGCCCGCUACUUAUGCAAGAUAAUGGGCAUUUAUUUUGAUUACCACAAGGAUGCCUACUUCAUAAAAGGAGUGUAUCUUCAUGAUCCAACAACGCUUAUUGCUGCGGUGAAUCCAUCGCUGCUGACUUACACAGAAGGUGUUGUGAGGGUACAGACGGUUGGAAUCACAAAGGGCCUUACUGUUUUCGAUAACACCAAGAAAAGGUACGGAGAGAUCACAGCCUGGACUGGCAUGCCCACCGUGAAGGUCGCUGUCACCGUCGAUGCCCCUGCCGUGGUAGAGCUGAUGAUGCAGAGGCUGAUGACUGAUGACUAG